This is a messenger RNA of Medicago truncatula (barrel medic), 2377 nucleotides long. RefSeq lists its product as uncharacterized. NCBI's taxonomy places the organism in Eukaryota, Viridiplantae, Streptophyta, Magnoliopsida, Fabales, Fabaceae. The coding region runs from base 519 to 1589 and encodes 356 amino acids. The transcript has a single exon. The record is from RefSeq and is a predicted model, not a curated record. Gene Ontology annotation, cellular component: ribosome. Gene Ontology annotation, biological process: translation. Gene Ontology annotation, molecular function: structural constituent of ribosome; 5S rRNA binding.
UAGCGUAUUGGUUUUGCCAAAUAAACCCUAAAUCUAAUUAAAUGUAGUACUUAAGUGAUUAAACUCAAGUGGUUAAGAGCUUAAUCAAAUGAGAAAUUGCGACAACCCAACUUUAAUUCCUUCAAUUUCAUCGCUGAACUCUGGAAUACUAUAGGGCUUGUUUUAUUCUGGUCACAUACGAGACAGGAUAUCGCCACACCAAUACACAACACAAGUAACACAUCAAAGGAACAAAAUUACAAAACAAAAACCCAGCCCCAGCCAUUUCAAUUUCCAUUCAUUACAAUACCAAAGAAAAUUCAGGUUGCAUUAAGUUUAUCAGUUUCAAUUUUGUCGAUUCAACCAAACAGCCAGGUCUCCAAUUACGUCCAGUGACUGAGUGCACUCCAAUUGUUCGAUGUUUUGCUUCUGUGAGCUUUUGUUCACAUUUCGGUCUGCAAAUAUAAUUAUCUUUGAAACUUGGUCAUCUUCUACAUGUUUUUACUCAUAAUAACUGCUUCUUUGUCAUAAUUGUGAUCAUGAUGUUGUCCAUGUUUGCAAGAAAAUGCACUUCUGUAUACAAUCAACGUAUCGUCUUCAAGCUGAGUGCAUUUAAUCUAUGCUUCAAGUCCCUUACCACUGUUCCCGACAAGGAUGGUGGUGCUGCAGUGAGCUCUCUAGCCGAGCAACCUUCUGAUUAUUAUCCUAGUAGUAGCCUUCAUCUUUCACCGUUUUUCUCGAACUCCAAUCACCCCUCAAGUGGAUUUGACAUCGAGCUUGUGGACCGUGAUGCUUGGGGGGUCUCGUCUGUGGUGGCACAAGCUUGGCGAGGAGGGGAUUUGGCUACAGCAGGAGCUAGUAGUUCUUGUGAUCAGUGUGUCAUCGAUGAACCCCUUGAUGCUUGUUCCUCCGAUCUUGAGGAUGAACUUGAUUUUGAAGAGAUAGACAAUCUGAGAGUUCGUGGUAAUCUGUUCUAUAAGCUUGAACGCAGUUCCAUGGAGUUUGAAGAGUAUAAUAUAGAAUUUCAUAAGAAGAAAUCUUCCAAGAAAAAAAAUGACAAGACUGAGGUAACCAACAAGGCUAAAGCUAAAGAUAAAACAACACCAAAAGCGACUUCCAAGGAUCAGAAGCUUCCCAAAGUUGAUGAAUUUGGAAGAAAUAGUAAAAGUGUUAUACCCCGGAUGGACGAAAUCAAUGAUUCGUCUCCUGUGAACAAGAAACAGAGGGUUCCCACUUUUAACCAGCUUACCGGGCCUUAUCAUGAACCAUUUUGCUUGGACAUUUAUAUAUCGAAAGCCUCAGUUCGUGCCUGCAUUGUUCAUAGGGUAACUAGCAAGGUGGUUGUUGUGGCACAUUCCAUUUCCAAGGAUCUCAAGUUUGACCUGACUUCUACCAAGAAUAAAACCACAUGUGCUGCUGUGGGGAAAAUUCUGGCUCAGAGAGCAUUGGCUGAUGAUAUUCAUGAUAUUAUUUAUACUCCAAGGAAAGGAGAAAGGGUGGAGGGGAAGCUUCAGAUUGUUCUUAAUUCCAUCAUUGAUAGUGGCAUUAAUGUGAAGUUGAAGAUUAAACAACGACAAAAGAAGAAGUCUUUCAGCUCACAUUUUACCUAGCUAGGGUCAUGCUUGCUCAAUGGACAUUGUAUAUUGGCCAUGGUUAUAUGAUGUUAUAUGUGUGGGAAUGAAGUAUUGCAUUUUUAAGCACAUUGAAGGGGACCUGAACUUGUCAUUUAGGGUAUGUUUGAGUUGGUGCCUUGGUGGUAUGGAAUAUAAUCGAAUGGAAUAAAAUAGGCUAGUUAGUUUUUAAAAAGUGUAUGUUAUAUCAUUCGAUACCAUUUCACUCUGUUUUGGGAUUUUAAAGUACAUUUUGCAGCAUAUACCGGAACAGGAAACAAUGCUGCCCGUGGUGGGAUUGCUCGCGCGACUCAAGUUGUACUUUCUGUUAGGCUUUUUGCAGCAAAGGUGAAUUUAUGUCCUGUGAUUCAAGCUGAUUUGUGGGCAAUUUUUUGGAGCUUGAAGAUUGCUAGAGACUAAGGCUACUCCAACUUGAUUUUGCAGAACGAAUGCAAAAUUUCUGUUAACUUGCUGGAAGGGAGCUGCCCCCAUACUCACUCUUGUUUUGUUUUGGUGUCUAGAAUUAAAGCCCUAGCUAAGUUCAAUUAAUACUGUUCAGUUUUCUUGUGUCUAGAGUUGCUAAUUAUGUUGCAGACAAUUUAGCAGAGUUUGGUUUGUCCAUUGAAGUUCAGAAUGUAGUUUAUAAUACUAUGUCAUUGCUAGAAAUAUUUGAAUAAGGUUUAGCAUUUACUAAAUUAAGUUGUAACAUAUGUAAAUAACUAAUGACUGAACAAGUAUCCACACAUCUAGUAAAUUAAGCUAUGAUAUCUAUUCUGAUUUGAGUCAAA